Thecamonas trahens ATCC 50062 is the source of this 1047-nucleotide messenger RNA. Its product is annotated as peptidyl-tRNA hydrolase 2. Lineage: Eukaryota; Apusomonadida; Apusomonadidae. The transcript has a single exon. Gene Ontology annotation, cellular component: mitochondrion; cytosol. Bases 1 to 726 code for a protein of 241 amino acids. The record is from RefSeq and is a predicted model, not a curated record. Gene Ontology annotation, molecular function: peptidyl-tRNA hydrolase activity.
AUGGACCGUCUUGGUGUUGUGCCUGGUGUGGCACUAGCUACGGCUUCAGUGUCGGUGGUGGCGGCUGGACUCACGUGGCUCGUCACCAAUUUCGAGCUCAAGCGGCGGACAGCAAAGGGCGCCGCUGGCGGCGAUGGCGGUGACGGCGGUGAUGGCGCUGGCGCAGGGCCUGGUGUCGGAGCAGUGGCGUUUGAUGGAGACGUUGCAGGUUCGAGUGAUGCCAUGAUUGAGACUGUGGUCGAGACUGCGGCCGAGACAGCGGCCGAGAUCGAGGCGGAGACCGAGACCGAGACCGAGGCCGAGACCGAGAUCGAAGACGAUGAAGAGGACGAUGAAGAGUAUGACGACGACGAGUACGGAUCCGAGUACGCCGAAGAGCACAAGAUGGUGCUGGUCGUCAACGCGUCCCUCAAGAUGAAGCCGGGCAAGGUGGCGGCACAGUGCGUGCAUGCGGCGCUGGGCGCGGCCCGGGAGGCGCCCGAGGCCAUUGUCCACGAAUGGGAGGACGAUGGCGAAAAGGUGGUUGUCCUCCGCGCUGUCGAUGAGAGUGUACUGGCAGAGACCGUGGCCAAGGCCGAGGCGGCCGAGGUCGAGCUGACAGUGUUCCAGUUUGAGGAUGCCGGGCGAACGCAGGUAGCCGCCGGCUCGACGACGGUCAUCGCUUUCGGCCCUGCGCCCGAGUCGUGGUUCGAUGGCGUCACCAACACACUCCCGCUCUACCGCUGAGUGUACCGUGUUUAUGCCUUAGCCUUGGCCUUGGCUGCCUCGGACGCCGCAACUAGGGAAGCGAUGGUGGUGCGGAUGGAGUCCUGCCGGUUGGCGUCGGUGACAAUGACGAGCAACGCGUCGCGGAGGGUGUUCAGGACAGCCUUGCGGCGGUUCCACGAGUCCGGAACGGGCGGAUCGGUGCGGAACGUGUCACGCGAUGAGAGAAUGAGCUGCUGACCUGAUGAGAGGAUGGCCUCGUACGCCUCGUCGAGCUUCUUGAGCUCGUCGGGCGUGUAUUCCGCAGGCGCGUUUGCAGGGCAAGCAGCCGCAGUGUCUGCG